Messenger RNA from Sphaerodactylus townsendi, 9880 nucleotides. RefSeq names its product teneurin transmembrane protein 2 (gene TENM2). NCBI's taxonomy places the organism in Eukaryota, Metazoa, Chordata, Lepidosauria, Squamata, Sphaerodactylidae. The transcript is spliced from 32 exons. Gene Ontology annotation, biological process: signal transduction; heterophilic cell-cell adhesion; neuron development. The record is from RefSeq and is a predicted model, not a curated record. Bases 725 to 8734 code for a protein of 2669 amino acids. Gene Ontology annotation, molecular function: cell adhesion molecule binding; protein homodimerization activity; protein heterodimerization activity. Gene Ontology annotation, cellular component: neuron projection; membrane.
CGGUGCCCCCGUGCGCGCGCCGCUGAGCCCGGGGAUUGGCUCGCGCCCCCCAUUCAGGAGCUCGUGCAACCUGGCGGCUGUGCCGCCCGCCGCUAGGUUGGCUUCAGAAAGCAGCUGCCGCCGAGCUGCUUGGGUGGCGGAGCUUACAGGCGGGCAGCUUCGCUCGGCAAUUCCCUGCCGUCGGAAGGGGUAGGGGCUGGGCGACAGGAGGGGUCGUAGCGCUCGGGAUUUCACACCUUUUCGCCUCGGGAAGGGGCCUUCUCUUCCUCUUGCUGUCAGUGAAGGAAUCUGUUCAGCCGCUGCUGGCUAAGUUACCACACGGACAUGGUCUGAGGGGCUUCGGCUGCUCAACCUGCUGCUGCUGCUGUUGCCGCCACUACUGCCAUAUCUGUUGACCAACAGCGACAACAGGGCAUUGUUACUUUCUGCUUCUGAGUGCUCCACCAUGACCUAACCAAGCGACACCCAGUUUAAACCAGAGUUCAGCUCUGAAAAAGAGCACAAUUUGUCAGUGGUUUUUGGUGGGGGAAUCUGCCAGCUGCCCCACUCUGUAUGUUGGACCAGCUUGUCAGGAAACCCUUUAACUCAUUUCCUUGCAGCAUCAGAGCUGGAGGUGCUGUGGUGAAUGGAUCUCAAGCCGUUGCUGAACUGGUGGUAAAGUCACCAGUUUGAUUCUUUAAGCUGCGCUUUCCUGGGGAAAGUUAAUUUUCUCUGACACAAAAUUAUGGACAUAAAAGACCGAAGGCACCGCUCUCUGACAAGAGGCCGUUGUGGGAAGGAAUGCCGUUAUACCAGUUCUUCUCUGGACAGUGAGGACUGCAGAGUGCCUACUCAGAAGUCUUAUAGUUCCAGUGAGACACUGAAAGCUUAUGAUCAUGACACCAGAAUGCAUUAUGGGAAUCGAGUUACUGACCUAGUUCACCGAGAGUCUGAUGAGUUUCCAAGACAAGGAACUAACUUCACCCUUGCUGAACUAGGAAUUUGUGAGCCCUCUCCCCAUCGAAGUGACUACUGCUCAGACAUAGGAAUACUUCAUCAAGGUUAUUCGCUCAGCACUGGGUCUGAUGCUGACUCAGACACAGAGGGAGGAAUGUCUCCAGAGCACGCCAUACGACUGUGGGGUAGAGGGAUUAAAUCCAGGCGCAGUUCCGGUCUGUCAAGUCGUGAAAAUUCUGCACUCACCUUGACUGAUUCUGACAAUGAAAAUAAAUCAGAUGAGGAAAACGAUUUUCAUACGCAACUUUCUGAGACAUUGAAAGACAGACAGACUGGCUGGCAGCAGCUGGCUGAAACAAAGAACUCUCUAAUACGUCGUCCCAUUCCACCUACAUCCUCGUCUAGCCUUCUUCCAUCCGCUCAACUGCCCAGUUCCCAUAAUCCACCACCUGUUAGCUGCCAGAUGCCCUUGCUAGACAGCAAUACUUCCCAUCAAAUCAUGGAUACCAACCCUGAUGAGGAGUUCUCCCCAAAUUCAUACCUGCUAAGAGCAUGUUCAGGCCCACAGCAGACUACCAGCAGUGGCCCUUCAAAUCAUCACAGCCAGUCAACUCUGAGACCACCCCUCCCUCCACCUCACAAUCAUACUCUGUCCCAUCAUCACUCCUCUGCCAACUCCCUCAACAGGAACUCCCUCACAAAUCGGCGGAACCAGAUCCACGCACCAGCUCCUGCACCGAAUGACUUGGCAACUACUCCUGAAUCUGUACAGUUACAAGACAGCUGGGUGCUUAAUAGCAAUGUGCCUCUUGAAACCAGGCAUUUCUUAUUCAAGACAUCUUCUGGAACAACUCCUCUGUUCAGUAGUUCUUCCCCUGGAUAUCCCUUGACCUCAGGAACUGUUUACACACCACCUCCCAGAUUGUUACCUAGAAAUACUUUCUCCAGAAAUGCAUUCAAGCUGAAAAAGCCCUCCAAGUAUUGUAGCUGGAAAUGUGCUGCUUUAUCAGCUAUCGCUGCAGCAAUCUUGCUUGCCAUCCUGCUGGCCUAUUUCAUAGCAAUGCAUAUGCUUGGGCUAAACUGGCAGUUACAACCAGCAGAUGGACACACCUUCAACAAUGGGAUAAGGACUGGCUUGCCAGGCUCUGAUGAUGUAGCAACAAUGCCAUCUGGAGGUAAAGGACCUUGGGCAAUCAGAAACAACAGCAUAGAUAGUGGAGAGGCAGAGGUUGGACGGAGGGUCACGCAGGAAGUACCACAAGGAGUAUUCUGGCGGUCACAAAUCCAUAUCACGCAACCACAAUUUCUGAAAUUCAAUAUUUCCUUAGGGAAGGAUGCUCUUUUUGCAGUCUAUAUAAGAAAAGGACUUCCACCUUCACAUGUCCAGUAUGAUUUUAUGGAACGUUUGGAUGGGAAAGAGAAAUGGAGUGUGGUGGAGUCUCCACGGGAGCGUCGAAGUAUCCAGACCCUUGUACAGAAUGAAGCUGUGUUUGUUCAGUAUUUGGAUGUGGGGCUGUGGCACCUUGCCUUUUAUAAUGAUGGCAAAGAUAAAGAGGUGGUAUCCUUCAACUCUGUUGUCUUGGAUUCUGUGCAGGACUGCCCACGCAAUUGUCAUGGGAAUGGUGAAUGUGUGUCUGGAAUCUGUCACUGUUUUCCUGGCUACCAUGGAGCUGAUUGUGCUAAGGCUGCUUGCCCAGUUCUAUGCAGUGGCAAUGGACAAUACACCAAAGGAGCCUGUUUGUGCUACAGUGGCUGGAAAGGGCCGGAGUGUGAUGUACCCAUCAGCCAGUGUAUUGAUCCGUCAUGUGGGGGCCAUGGUUCUUGCAUUGAAGGGAACUGUGUCUGCUCUGUUGGCUACAAAGGUGAAAACUGUGAGGAAGUUGAUUGCUUGGAUCCCUCCUGCUCCAACCAUGGUGUCUGUGUUAAUGGAGAAUGUCUCUGCAGCCCAGGCUGGGGAGGUUUAAACUGUGAACUUCCACGUGCCCAGUGUCCAGACCAGUGCAGUGGGCAUGGCACAUACCUUUCUGAUACAGGUCUCUGUAGCUGUGAUCCCAACUGGAUGGGUCCUGACUGCUCCGUUGAAGUGUGCUCUGUAGACUGUGGCACCCAUGGUGUCUGCAUUGGCGGAGCAUGUCGCUGUGAAGAGGGCUGGACAGGGGUAGCUUGUGACCAGCGUGUUUGCCAUCCCCGCUGCACAGAGCAUGGAACCUGUAAAGAUGGGAAAUGUGAAUGCCGAGAGGGCUGGAAUGGGGAGCACUGCACCAUUGAUGGCUGCCCUGAUUUGUGCAAUGGCAAUGGGAGAUGCACACUCGGUCAGAACAGCUGGCAGUGUGUCUGCCAGACCGGCUGGAGAGGGCCUGGAUGCAAUGUUGCUAUGGAAACCUCCUGUGCUGAUAACAAGGAUAAUGAGGGAGAUGGUCUCGUUGACUGCUUGGAUCCAGACUGCUGCCUCCAAUCAACAUGUCAGAAUAGCUUGCUCUGCCGUGGCUCACGUGACCCUUUAGAUAUCAUUCAGCAAAGUCACCCUGGUUCACCAGCUGUAAAGUCAUUCUAUGAUCGCAUCAAACCCUUAGUUGGGAAAGACAGCACUCAUAUAAUACCAGGAGAAAACCCCUUCAACAGCAGUCAAAUAUUGGUUCUUCAUGAAGAAAUUGAAAUCCCAGGCUCCAACAUAAAACUCUGCUAUCUGAGUUCCCGUACUGCUGGAUACAGAUCAUUGCUGAAGAUCACCAUGACACAGUCACUUGUGCCUCUGAACUUAAUUAAAGUUCAUCUAAUGGUAGCCGUAGAAGGACAUCUCUUUCAAAAGUCAUUCCAAGCAUCCCCCAACUUAGCCUAUACAUUUAUUUGGGACAAAACUGAUGCCUACGGGCAGAAGGUUUAUGGGCUCUCAGAUGCCGUAGUGUCUGUGGGCUAUGAGUACGAGACCUGUCCCAGCUUAAUUUUAUGGGAGAAAAGGACUGCUCUAUUGCAAGGAUUUGAACUUGACCCCUCAAAUCUAGGGGGCUGGUCUUUAGAUAAGCAUCAUGUGCUUAACAUAAAAAGUGGUAUUUUGCACAAAGGAAGUGGAGAGAAUCAGUUUCUUACUCAACAACCAGCUGUGAUCAUCAGCAUCAUGGGUAAUGGUCGAAGGAGGAGUAUCUCUUGCCCAAGCUGCAAUGGGCUUGCAGAAGGAAACAAACUUCUAGCCCCCGUGGCACUUGCUGUGGGAAUUGACGGAAGCCUCUUUGUUGGAGAUUUUAAUUACAUUCGACGCAUCUUUCCUUCCAGGAAUGUUACCAGCAUUUUAGAAUUAAGAAAUAAAGAGUUUAAACAUAGCAACAACCCUGCCCACAAAUACUACUUAGCUGUGGAUCCUGUUUCGGGCUCGCUGUAUGUAUCAGACACCAACAGUCGCCGUAUUUACAAAGUCCGAUCCCUUACUGGUGCCAAAGACUUAGCUGGCAACUCUGAAGUGGUGGCAGGGACAGGAGAGCAGUGCUUGCCUUUUGAUGAAGCCAGAUGUGGAGAUGGAGGAAAAGCCGUGGAUGCGACUCUGAUGAGCCCACGAGGAAUUGCAGUAGAUAAAUAUGGCCUUAUGUAUUUUGUUGAUGCCACAAUGAUCCGGAAAGUUGAUCAGAAUGGAAUCAUAUCAACUCUGCUGGGCUCCAAUGACCUAACUGCUGUUCGGCCGCUAAGCUGUGAUUCCAGCAUGGAUGUCACCCAGGUGCGUCUGGAAUGGCCAACUGAUCUUGCUGUCAACCCAAUGGAUAACUCUCUGUAUGUACUGGAGAACAAUGUCAUUUUACGGAUCACCGAGAACCAUCAGGUUAGCAUCAUCGCUGGCCGGCCAAUGCACUGUCAGGUUCCCGGUAUAGACUACUCCCUCAGCAAACUGGCCAUUCACUCUGCACUGGAAUCAGCCAGUGCUAUUGCCAUCUCACACACUGGAAUUCUUUACAUCAGUGAGACAGAUGAGAAAAAAAUUAACCGGCUUCGCCAGGUCACCACUAAUGGGGAGAUUUGCCUAUUGGCUGGAGCAGCUUCGGACUGCGACUGCAAAAAUGAUGUCAACUGUAAUUGCUAUGCUGGUGACGAUGCCUAUGCCACCGACGCCAUCUUAAAUACCCCAUCAUCCUUAGCUGUGGCACCUGAUGGCACUAUUUACAUAGCAGAUCUUGGAAAUAUACGUAUCAGGGCUGUCAGCAAAAACAGGCCAAUCCUUAACUCUUUCAACCAGUAUGAAAUUGCAUCUCCGGGAGAGCAGGAACUUUAUGUCUUCAACACUGAUGGCAUCCACCAGUAUACCCUAAGCCUUGUAACGGGAGAAUAUCUAUAUAAUUUCACCUAUAGUGCUGAUAAUGAUGUGACUGACGUGAUUGAUAACAAUGGCAACUCUCUAAAAAUUCGGCGGGAUACAAAUGGAGCACCACGUCAUUUUCUAAUGCCUGACAAUCAAAUUGUGACUCUGACUGUUGGCACAAAUGGUGGUCUUAAGGUAGUGUCAACCCAGACCUUGGAACUUGGAUUAAUGACUUACCAUGGGAACAGUGGUCUCUUGGCAACAAAAAGUGAUGAGAUCGGAUGGACGACAUUUUAUGACUAUGACCAUGAAGGACGUCUGACCAAUGUAACGCGCCCCACGGGUGUAGUAACCAGCCUUCAUCGAGAAAUGGAAAAGUCUAUUACCAUAGAUAUUGAAAACUCCAACCGGGAUGAUGAUGUCACAGUAAUUACCAACCUCUCCUCUGUGGAGGCAUCUUAUACAGUAGUUCAAGAUCAAGUGAGGAACAGCUAUCAGCUCUGUAAUAAUGGUACUUUGAGGGUGAUGUAUGCCAAUGGAAUGAGUAUAAGCUUUCAUAGUGAACCACACGUCCUUGCUGGUUCUGUAACCCCUACAAUAGGGCGAUGUAACAUUUCCCUGCCGAUGGAGAAUGGCUUAAAUUCAAUAGAGUGGCGCCUGAGAAAGGAACAGAUUAAAGGAAAAGUGACUGUGUUUGGCAGAAAGCUUAGGGUCCAUGGAAGGAACUUGCUAUCCAUCGAUUAUGACCGAAACAUUCGCACAGAAAAAAUAUACGAUGAUCACCGGAAAUUUACCCUCCGUAUUAUUUAUGAUCAGCUUGGGCGCCCUUUUCUCUGGCUACCCAGCAGUGGACUUGCUGCUGUGAAUGUGUCUUAUUUCUCCAAUGGGAGACUGGCUGGACUUCAACGGGGUGCUAUGAGUGAAAGAACAGAUAUCGAUAAACAAGGCAGGAUUGUUUCCCGUAUGUUUGCAGAUGGAAAAGUAUGGAGUUACACAUACCUGGAAAAAUCCAUGGUUCUGCUCCUUCAGAGUCAGCGGCAAUACAUCUUUGAAUAUGACACUUCAGACCGACUACAUGCUGUCACUAUGCCUAGCAUUGCACGGCACACUAUGUCUACUCAUACCUCCAUUGGCUACAUCCGAAAUAUUUAUAACCCUCCUGAGAGUAAUGCCUCAGUGAUUUUUGAUUAUAGUGAUGAUGGAAGAAUUUUGAAAACAUCUUUUCUAGGAACUGGUCGACAGGUUUUCUACAAAUAUGGGAAAUUAUCCAAGUUGUCUGAGAUUGUGUAUGACAGCACAGCAGUGACUUUUGGAUAUGAUGAAACCACUGGAGUUCUCAAGAUGGUGAAUCUACAGAGUGGUGGAUUUUCUUGUACUAUUCGCUACCGUAAAAUUGGACCUCUGGUUGACAAACAGAUUUAUAGGUUCUCUGAGGAAGGUAUGGUCAAUGCGAGAUUUGAUUAUACCUAUCAUGACAAUAGCUUUCGGAUUGCUAGCAUCAAGCCUAUCAUAAGUGAGAUACCUCUUCCAGUUGACCUUUAUCGCUAUGAUGAAAUCUCAGGCAAGGUAGAACACUUUGGAAAAUUUGGAGUAAUCUACUAUGAUAUAAAUCAAAUAAUUACCACUGCAGUGAUGACACUGAGCAAACACUUUGAUACACAUGGACGUAUCAAGGAAGUUCAGUAUGAAAUGUUUCGAUCGCUCAUGUAUUGGAUGACAGUGCAAUAUGACAGUAUGGGAAGGGUGACAAAGAGAGAAUUAAAACUUGGGCCUUAUGCCAAUACAACUAAAUACACAUAUGAUUAUGAUGGAGAUGGGCAGCUUCAGAGUGUGGCAGUCAAUGACAGACCUACCUGGCGUUACAGUUAUGAUCUAAAUGGGAAUUUACAUCUUUUGAAUCCUGGAAAUAGUGUCCGAUUGAUGCCACUGCGCUAUGAUCUAAGAGACAGGAUUACACGGUUGGGUGACAUGCAAUACAAAAUCGAUGAUGAUGGCUUUCUUUGUCAAAGAGGUUCUGAUAUAUUUGAUUAUAACUCCAAAGGCCUCUUAACAAGAGCUUACAACAAAGCAAAUGGUUGGAGUAUUCAGUAUCGUUAUGAUGGAGUAGGAAGACGAGCAUCUUACAAAACUAAUUUGGGGCACCACCUUCAAUACUUUUAUGCUGAUCUUCACAACCCUACAAGAAUAACACAUGUAUACAACCAUUCAAAUUCAGAAAUAACUUCAUUGUACUACGAUCUUCAAGGUCACCUUUUUGCUAUGGAAAGCAGCAGUGGGGAAGAAUAUUAUGUUGCCUCUGAUAAUACAGGUACACCACUGGCAGUAUUCAGUAUAAAUGGCCUCAUGAUCAAGCAACUGCAAUAUACUGCAUAUGGGGAGAUAUAUUAUGAUUCCAACCCUGACUUCCAAAUAGUGAUUGGAUUUCACGGAGGACUGUAUGACCCCUUAACAAAACUAGUCCACUUCACUCAGAGAGAUUAUGAUGUUUUGGCUGGGCGUUGGACAUCCCCAGACUAUACAAUGUGGAAAAAUAUUGGCAAGGAGCCAGCUCCAUUCAACUUGUAUAUGUUCAAGAGCAACAAUCCUCUCAGCAAUGAACUGGAUUUGAAGAACUAUGUGACAGAUGUGAAGAGCUGGUUAGUGAUGUUUGGCUUUCAGCUCAGCAACAUUAUACCUGGUUUCCCAAGAGCAAGAAUGUACUUUGUGCCACCUCCUUAUGAGCUGUCAGAGUCUCAGGCAUGUGAAAAUGGACAGCUAAUUACUGGAGUUCAGCAGACGACAGAAAGACACAACCAAGCUUUCAUGGCCCUUGAGGGACAAGUCAUAUCUAAAAGACUACAUGCCAAUAUUAGAGAGAAAGCAGGUCACUGGUUUGCAACUGCCACUCCAAUUAUUGGCAAGGGCAUCAUGUUCGCUGUGAAGGAAGGCAAAGUGACAACGGGUGUUGCAAGUGUCACAACAGAAGACAGCCGAAAAAUUGCCUCAGUACUUAACAAUGCCUACUACCUGGAAAAGAUGCACUAUAGUAUUGAGGGGAAGGACACCCAUUAUUUUGUCAAGAUUGGGUCAUCUGAUGGCGAUCUUGUUACCUUAGCAAUGACCAGUGGGCGUAAGGUGCUAGACAGUGGAGUGAAUGUCACGGUGUCCCAGCCAACUCUCCUCAUCAAUGGAAGGACUCGAAGGUUCACAAAUAUUGAAUUCCAGUAUUCCACCUUGCUGAUGAACAUACGUUAUGGCCUGACGCCUGACACAUUGGACGAAGAAAAAGCAAGAGUGCUGGAUCAAGCUCGGCAACGGGCCUUGGGGUCAGCCUGGCUCAAAGAGCAACAGAAGGCACGGGAUGGCAAAGAGGGCAGCCGUCUAUGGACUGAAGGCGAGAAACAGCAGCUUUUGAGCACGGGGAGGGUUCAAGGCUACGAAGGAUACUAUGUGCUCCCAGUGGAGCAGUACCCAGAGCUGGCAGACAGUAGCAGCAACAUCCAGUUCUUAAGACAGAAUGAAAUGGGAAAGAGGUAACAAAUUAAUCUGCUGUCAUCCUUGCCUGGAUGAAUCAGUAGUUACAACUGUUAUCUCCUCUCCUAAGGAGAUGAAGACCAACGGGGGCACUGGGCUGAGCUACUUCGGGUUAGUAAGUGGCAACAAAGCUCACAUUUUUUGAGUGAAAUGCUGCUGUCCAAGUGAUUAAAAACCACUUCCUGAAGUGACUAGAGCCAGACUGAAAACUUUAAACCGUACAAAUUCAGAAGUACCCCAUAAAUAUUACCCACUUGUUCUGGGUCUAAAGAAAAAAAAAUUCAAAACAAAAAUAUUGAAAAGGAAGGCCUCAUCUUAUAUUACCUCACUCCAUUUACACGUGAGCAAACUUUCAAGAAAUCCAAGAGGGCAACCCACCUCCUAAAUUAGACCAGCUGAGGGGGCUGCUUAUUUGAUAAGCAUUUUAGAGGUUUUUCAUUUAAAAGCAAAAUACAGGUGCAUUGAAUACAUGACUUUUGGGGUGAUUUGUGUGCAGCAACUGGAAGAAAUGAGGAGAACGGGAGCAACAGAGCACUGGAAAUAGUAACAAAUAUAUAUUAAAGAAUAUAAACCUGCACUUGCACUCCGACCCUGCUUUUGUCUGACCUAAAGUUAAUUUAUUCAAAGAGGGCAGAGUGUAAAGUUCAAUUCAAAAUGGUGGCUAUAAAUCACUACUGAUAAAUUUCAUACUCUGUUUGUCUUUGAAGAUUCCAUUGUGGACAGUAUAACACAGUUACAGGGUGUAGUCUGUUUAGAUUCAGUAGUUUGUUGGUAUCAGUUCUAGUAGAGCUGUGGGCAUUGUGUUAACACUAUUGCAAAUGGGCACCAAUUCAGAUCACCCUGUACAUACAUCAGCCAGAAGGCACAAUCACUGUUUCAGAUUUUAAAAAAAAAUUAGUGUGUUUGUUUGGUCAAGAAACUGAGACAAUCACAUUAUGGUCACCAAGACAAAAAAAUAAAAAUAAAAAUCAAGUCUAAUAAGAACUUUGGUACAGAACUUUUUUGUAAUAUACAUGUAUGAAUUGUUCAUUGAGUUUUUAUAUUAAUUUUAAUUUGCUGCUAAGCAAAGAAUAGAGACAGGCAAAGAUAAUUUAUGGCAAAGUGUUUAAAUUGUUUAUACAUAAAUAAAAUCUCUAAAACCCCUGUGAA